Prosopis cineraria is the source of this 1520-nucleotide messenger RNA. Its product is annotated as cytochrome b561 and DOMON domain-containing protein At5g47530-like. Bases 27 to 1340 code for a protein of 437 amino acids. The record is from RefSeq and is a predicted model, not a curated record. NCBI's taxonomy places the organism in Eukaryota, Viridiplantae, Streptophyta, Magnoliopsida, Fabales, Fabaceae. The transcript has 4 exons.
CUACGCUGAGAAAGGCCUAACGAAACAUGUCGUUUUCAUCUUCUUCUUCUUCUUCUUCGAUCUCACCGCUGUUAAUUCUUCUGAUAUUAUCAGCCAUUCUCUGUGGUACUGCGUUUUCACAAAACGACGUCCAAAGAGAGGCUUUUUCUUGUAGCGAUUAUUUUCCGAAUCUAAACUGCAAAGAAAUGAACAUCACAAAUGGCAAGAGUCUUCGGACUCUUGACGCCGUGUUCGGGUGGAACGUCGUCCUGGACCGCCAAAACGGCACCAACGGCUCGACGUUCGGCCUCGAUGUGAUGUUCGGCGCCACCCUGGAGAUGGGCCCGCCGGCGUGGAUAGCUUGGGGCGUCAACCCGGAAAAACGACCGGAGAUGAUUGGAACCAAGGCCAUCAUCGGCAUUAUUCCGAAAACUGAAAACUCAGGGAUGGAGGUGAGGACGUACGAGAUUACGAAGGAGACGAGGAUGGGAUGCCACCUGGAAGAAUCACCGCAUCUUGCGGGAGUGCAAGUCAAGAAUACGACAAUAUGGUACGAUCAAGCGAAGGGCCUGUACAUAGUCUCCGCAAGAUUGGUGCUUAAUGCUACCAUGUACAACGUAUCGAGGCUGGGCCACGUGUGGCAAAUCGGGUACAAGUUGAGAAAUGACGAUAAUAACCCUCAAAGCCAUCCAACGACUCUUCGGAAUGUUGAUAGCACCGAGACCAUUGACUUGAUUCACAGCGUGAGCUAUGGACAAAACAGGGCUCUCCUAAGAAAGGUACAUGGGGCUUUGAACAUAGCAGGAUGGGGAACUUUCCUGCCUAUCGGAGUGAUUGUAGCAAGGUACUUCAGAGUAUAUCCAUUCCAGUGCAAGAAAUGGUGGUUCUACUUACACAUUGCCUGCCAAUCUGCUGGUUACGUCAUGGGUACUGCUGGAUGGGCUAUUGGACUCUGGCUUGGUCGAGCCUCCAGAUAUUAUAUCUUUCAUACUCAUCGCACCUUUGCUAUCAUUAUCUUCACUUUCACCACUAUCCAAAUGUUGGCAUUGCGAUUGAAACCAACCGAGAAAGAUGAGUAUCGAAAAUAUUGGAAUAUGUACCAUCAUUUUUUGGGGUAUGGACUUUUGGUGAUCAUAAUCAUGAACAUAUUCAAAGGAAUUUCCAUUCUGCAAGCUGGGAAGGGAUGGAAAUGGGCAUACAUUGGAAUUCUUGCGCUUCUUGGGGCCAUUAUAUUAGGUUUAGAGAUUUUCACUUGGGGUAAGUUCUUGUAUUACAAACAUAAAGCGAAGAAGAGGGAACCAGAAAACCAACAAAAGGCAGAAGAUGAGAACAAAAGAUCUGAAGCAGGAGACAAAUCCUAGCUGCAGCCAUAAGAGAAAUUAAUAAACCACUUGUUUUGGUUUCUGCUCUCUAUCAUUUAAAUAUAUAAACAUUAUAUGAAUGAUUUUUUUGAUGUAUUGAUUUAAAUAUACUUGAUUGUUUGAAUGUUGUACUUUUUUUUGUUUAAUUAUUGAAGAAUAAGAACAUGUUUUGUUUAUUAA